Messenger RNA from Coffea eugenioides, 3255 nucleotides. Its product is annotated as heat shock 70 kDa protein 15. Gene Ontology annotation, molecular function: ATP binding; ATP-dependent protein folding chaperone. The record is from RefSeq and is a predicted model, not a curated record. NCBI's taxonomy places the organism in Eukaryota, Viridiplantae, Streptophyta, Magnoliopsida, Gentianales, Rubiaceae. Gene Ontology annotation, cellular component: nucleus; cytosol. The transcript has 10 exons. The coding region runs from base 326 to 2902 and encodes 858 amino acids. Gene Ontology annotation, biological process: protein folding.
UUCUAAUAUAAGCUCGAAAUUUCCACACAAACCCCAGAAUCGUCUCCCUCUUAAAAACCCCCAUUCAUAUAUAGAUAGUUAGACACAUCUCAGCCAAUCCGUUUUGUUCUUUCCUUUAUUGCAUUUUUCUCUAUUUAUUUGUUGUUUAUAGCGAGAGGGCGCCUAACUCUUCGGAAGAGAAUUCUAGAAGCCACUUCAUUGUUCUCCUGCGCCGCGGUCCAUUCGAUCGUCGCGACAGCUUAGUACAUCGUACUAAUAAAGGGUUCAAUCUACCUUUGUUUGAAGCUGAGUUUUUGCUUGUGGCGAACUUAUACUACCAUCAAGGAUGAGCGUGGUUGGGUUUGAUUUUGGCAACGAGAGUGGUGUUGUUGCAGUUGCAAGACAAAGAGGGAUUGAUGUUGUUUUGAAUGAUGAAUCGAAGCGCGAAACCCCUGCUGUUGUGUGCUUUGGAGAUAAGCAGCGUUUCCUUGGGACAGCAGGGGCUGCGUCGAGUAUGAUGAAUCCCAAGAACACAAUUUCCCAAAUAAAACGGUUGAUUGGACGCCCAUUUUCUGAUCCUGAACUGCAACGUGAUCUUAAGGCUUUGCCCUUUACUGUAACUGAAGGUCCUGAUGGAUUUCCUCUCAUCCAUGCAAGGUAUUUGGGCGAAUUGAGGACAUUUACACCCACUCAAGUAUUGGGAAUGGUCUUUUCUGAUCUGAAAAGCAUAGCUCAGAAGAACUUGAAUGCGGCAGUUGUUGAUUGCUGUAUUGGGAUACCUGUCUAUUUUACUGACCUCCAGAGAAGAGCUGUGGUGGAUGCUGCUACUAUUGCUGGUUUGCAUCCACUUCGCCUUAUUCAUGAGACUACUGCUACUGCUUUGGCUUAUGGUAUUUACAAGACGGACUUACCUGAGAACGACCAGUUGAAUGUUGCUUUUGUUGACAUUGGGCAUGCAAGUAUGCAGGUGUGCAUUGCUGGCUUCAAAAAAGGCCAGUUAAAGAUAUUGGCCCACUCAUUUGACAGAUGUCUUGGUGGCCGGGACUUUGAUGAAGUCCUCUUCCAGCAUUUUGCUGCAAAAUUCAAGGAUGAGUACAAGAUUGAUGUCUUCCAGAAUGCUAGGGCUUGCCUUCGGCUUCGUGCUGCUUGUGAGAAGUUGAAAAAGAUGCUAAGUGCAAAUCCAGAGGCACCUUUGAAUAUUGAGUGCCUGAUGGACGAGAAGGAUGUCAGGGGUUUCAUCAAGAGAGAGGAGUUUGAACAAAUAAGUAUACCAAUUUUGGAACGUGUGAAGAAGCCAUUGGAGAUGGCUCUUGCAGAAGCUGGGCUAGGAGUUGAGAGCAUUCAUGCGGUCGAGGUAGUUGGUUCAGGCUCUCGAGUCCCUGCAAUGAUUAAGAUCUUGACAGAUUUCUUUGGAAAGGAGCCUAGGCGUACAAUGAAUGCGAGCGAGUGUGUUGCCAAAGGCGCAGCCCUGCAAUGUGCCAUACUUAGUCCAACAUUUAAAGUGCGAGAAUUCCAGGUGAACGAGAGCUUUCCUUUCGCAAUUGCCUUGUCUUGGAAAGGUUCUGCCCCAGACGCCCAGAACGGAGCUGCAGAUAAUCAGCAAAGCACCAUUGUUUUCCCCAAGGGGAAUCCAAUACCUAGUGUGAAGGCUUUGACGUUCUAUAGAUCUGGCACUUUCACAGUAGAUGUUCAUUAUGCUGAUGUUAGUGAGUUGCAGGCACCAGCAAAGAUUAGCACUUACACGAUUGGACCAUUCCAAGCAACAAAGGGAGAGCGAGCAAAAUUGAAGGUCAAAGUACGCUUGAAUUUGCAUGGAAUUGUUUCUGUUGAGUCAGCAACUCUUUUAGAAGAGGAGGAAGUGGAAGUUCCUGUUACUAAAGAGCCUGCAAAAGAAACAGCUAAGAUGGAAACAGAUGAGGUUCCAUCUGAUGGUGCUCCACCUAGUUCCACCGAAACUGAUGUAAAUAUGCAAGAUACUAAAGGUGCGGCUGAAGCUCCUGGAGCUGAAAAUGGCGUUCCAGACUCCGGGGAUAAACCUGUCCAAAUGGAGACAGAUUCAAAGGCUGAAGCUCCUAAGAAAAAGGUGAAGAAGACCAAUAUACCUGUCUCAGAACUGGUGUAUGGAGGACUGGCGGCUGCAGAUGUGCAGAAAGCCGUGGAAAAGGAGUUUGAAAUGGCUUUGCAAGAUCGUGUUAUGGAAGAAACAAAGGACAAGAAGAAUGCUGUUGAGUCCUAUGUUUAUGACAUGAGGAACAAGCUCAACGACAGAUAUCACGAGUUUGUCAUGGACCCGGAGAGAGGGCAGUUUGCUGCUAAACUUCAGGAGACAGAAGAUUGGUUGUAUGAAGAUGGGGAAGAUGAAACAAAAGGUGUUUAUAUAGCAAAGCUUGAGGAACUCAAGAAGCAAGGUGACCCAAUUGAGGAGCGUUACAAGGAAUUUAUGGAGAGAGGCUCUGUGAUUGAUCAAUUUAUUUAUUGCAUCGGUAGUUAUAGAGAAGCAGCAAUGUCAAAUGAUCCUAAGUUUGAUCACAUCGAUAUUUCAGAAAAGCAGAAGGUCUUAAAUGAAUGUGUGGAAGCAGAGGCUUGGUUGAGAGAGAAAAAGCAACAGCAGGAUGCGCUUCCCAAGUAUGCUAAUCCUGUUCUCCUGUCAGCUGAUAUCAGAAGGAAAGCUGAAGCACUAGACAGGUCUUGCAGGCCUAUAAUGACAAAACCAAAGCCAGCCAAGCCAGCUCCUGAAACUGCAACAACACCACCACCAUCCCAAGGAACUCAGGCGCAACCUCAAGGUGGUGAGAGUCCCAAUCCACACUCCGGCCAAAAUAGCCAUGCCAAUGAUGGUGCUGGAGCUGGUAAUGAAGUACCACCAGAAUCUACGGAGCCAAUGGAAACAGACAAAUCUGAUACAGCACCUGGGGCUGCAUAAUCUUGGGGACACUGGUCUUUAAAUAUUUUAUGCUGGCUAAAGCUUGGUCCCUUUUGUACCUUUUGACGUAUACACGCUGAGCUUUUUGACGGGUCUUUUGUGGUUACGAUCAAGUGUUUAAUUAGUUUUACCGGUGAGGUGAUUCGAAUUAUGUUGUGCCAUCCUUGAGACGGACGGUAUGACGCAACAUAUUAUCAUUAUUAGGGGGUGCCUCCAGUCUCUGUAAUCCCUUUAUUGGGCAGGGUUUGUAAGAGAAGCUCAAAAAAUUUUCGGUUUGUUUCACAAUUAUUUCGAUUUACAAAAGUGACUUGGGGAACCCUUUUUCUUGAGAAGUGCAUGUUGUUUUGUUGUUA